This is a messenger RNA of Cryptomeria japonica (Japanese cedar), 781 nucleotides long. RefSeq names its product disease resistance protein RPV1-like. The coding region runs from base 200 to 781 and encodes 193 amino acids. Gene Ontology annotation, molecular function: protein binding. NCBI's taxonomy places the organism in Eukaryota, Viridiplantae, Streptophyta, Pinopsida, Cupressales, Cupressaceae. The transcript is spliced from 2 exons. The record is from RefSeq and is a predicted model, not a curated record.
UCAAAAAAUUAAAAGGCAUUUAUUUUGAUGAAGAACGUGAACAUCCAAUCGAAAUUAAUCGCCAUCAUCUUAAUUGUAUGAGCAAUUCGUUAAGAGUGUUAUAUUAUAACCAAUCGCAAAUAAUAUUCAGGGACAAAUGUCAUAAACCAUUUGAACAACUCAGAUGCCUUUGGAUUGGUGGUGAUGUUCCUGAUUACCAAUGGAGUUUGAGAAACUUGAGCAUCUCGCCUGCUACAGGGGCCCAUUGACGCAAGGCAUGAAUUUGUAUGAGUUUCCUCCAAGCCUGCGCAUUGCGUACAUUCGUGAUUAUUCUGAGAAGAGAGUUGCAUAUUCUAAAAUUCCUCCCAAAGUCUCUCCAGCUUCUUCGCUUGUAAGAUUAAGCUUACAUGGUUUCAGAAAUAUGCAAAGGUUGCCAGAUGGACUGGAAAAGCUAACAAAGUUAGAGAUAUUAAAUUUAUGGAAUUGCCGUCAGCUAAAGGAAUUUCCUUACAAAUUGGGAGAUCUCAGCAAUCUAAAAGAGUUAGAUCUAUUGAACUGCUGUGAAUUGAAAGAGUUGCCUUCAAACUUUGGUCAGUUAAAAAAAUUAAAAGAGUUAGACUUGACCAGUUGUUAUGGGUUAAAAGAGUUGCCUUCACAGCUCAAAAAUUUGAAAAAGUUAAAUUUGAUGGGUUGUUGGGUGUUAGAAAAAAGGCCAUUAAGCUUAAAGGAUUUUUUGCCGGAUAACUUUAAAGGAAAUAAUUUAGUAUUGGGAUUAUUGAAGAAAGUUAGAAAACAAAAUUGA